This is a messenger RNA of Amborella trichopoda, 3270 nucleotides long. Its product is annotated as Tetratricopeptide repeat (TPR)-like superfamily protein. Lineage: Eukaryota; Viridiplantae; Streptophyta; Magnoliopsida; Amborellales; Amborellaceae. The record is from RefSeq and is a predicted model, not a curated record. Gene Ontology annotation, biological process: RNA modification. Gene Ontology annotation, molecular function: protein binding; RNA binding; zinc ion binding.
UUUGGGCUAAAUAAUUACAAGCACUCUCUCAUAUCGAUUUUAUUCUGUCUCCUCUAAUUUCCUAUAGAAUUGCUCUCAUAAUGACUUUACAGUUUUCACACAGGGUCUCCCUCUCGUGAUGUUGAGUUCUCUCUCCCUAUGGCCUCCACUUGGUGCCAAACUUAUUUUCCAUUUUCCCAACGAAUUCACUGUAAAUUCCCACCCAAUGUAGGCGCAAAACUUUCCCCAAUCCACCCAAAUUUCUCUCACAAAAGAUUUGAAAACCUGAAGCGCCAACUCAUAAAGCAUAGUGAAAAUGGCCAACCUAAAGAGGCCCUUAAAAUUCUAAGCUUUAUGCGCAGCAAUGGCAUCUCGCCUGACCUCACCAUAUACUCUGUGCUACUAAAAUCAUGCAUAAGGCUCAGAGAUUUUAAUCUUGGGGGAUCAAUCCAUGCGCAUUUGCUCAAGUCCAACCCUUUACUGGACAAUGUCACAUUGAAUUCUUUGAUAAGUUUUUACUCAAAAUGCGAGGAUUAUUGUGGUGCUCUUGCAAUAUUUGACAAAAUGAAGAGCAAGGACUUGGUCUCUUGGAGUGCUAUCAUUUCGUGCUUUUCUCGUUCUAGACAACCCAUGAAAGCAAUCAUUUUCUUUGUUGGGAUGCUUGAAUAUGGGUUGGACCCAAAUGGGUUUUGUUUUUCGGGUGUCAUGAAGGCCUGUGCUUCCAUGGAGACCAUGGAGUUUGGAGAAAUGGUGUUUGGGUUUGUUUUAAAAACUGGUUUUCAAUCUGAUUUGUGUGUAGGAAGCUCUCUCAUUGACAUGUUUGCCAAGAUGAAUAUGAUGGGUUCAGCUCGUAAACUUUUCGAUGAAAUGCCGGAGAGAAACUUGGUUGUAUAUACACUUAUGAUUACUAGAUAUGUUCAGCAUGGGUAUUCUAGAGAGGGAAUCCAAUUGUUUAUGGACAUGGUGAUCGAAGGGUUCCAACAAGAUAAAUUCAGUUUAAGUAGUGCCAUUUCAGCAUGCACAAAUUUGGGUUCAUUGGAACUCGGCAAACAGAUCCAUUCCCGUGUUUUAAAAGAUGGUUUGGGAUUGGAUUUAUGUAUAGGAUGUUGUAUAAUAGACAUGUAUGCAAAGGGUGAUGAGUUUGGAUCUUUGUGUGAUUCAAAGAAGGCUUUUGAUGCCAUGCCUGAGCAUAAUGUAAUGUCAUGGACUGCAAUUAUAAGUGGUUAUUCCCAAAGAGUAGGAAAAGAAGAAGAAGCUAUCAAGCUCUUUGUCAAGAUGGUGCAACAUGGAAAAGUUAAGCCCAAUCAAUUCACUUAUUCUAGCAUUCUUAAGGCUUGUGCUAGUCUCUCAAACCCAGUUAUGGGUGAACAGGUCCAUGCCCAUGUGGUCAAAGCUGGUCUCUCAUUGGUUACACAUGUUGGAAAUUCUUGUGUUAGCAUGUACUCUCGGUCUGGAAGAAUGGAUGAUGCACGUAAAGUAUUUGAUUAUCUCUAUGAGAGGAAUUUGAUCUCUUGGAAUACUAUACUUGAUGGGUAUGCUAGAAAUUCAGAUACUCAAGAGGCUUUCACUUUCUUUGAGCAUAUAGAGAGUAUGGGCAUUGAACCGACUGAUUUCACAUUUUCCAGUCUCUUAAGUGCUGCCGCAAGCUUAGGAACAAUGGGAAAAGGCAUGCAAAUCCAUGCUAGAGUGAUAAAAUCAGGGUUUGAAUGUGACCAGUGUAUUGUUAAUUCACUCAUAUCCAUGUACUCUAGGUGUGGAAACAUAGAGGAUGCCUUGAAAGCCUUUGAAGAAACAAGCUAUAGCAAUGUCAUCUCAUGGACUUCAAUGAUCAUUGGACUUGCAAGACAUGGAUAUGCAAGAAAAUCAAUCGAAUUCUUCAAUAAAAUGACUCAACAAGGUGUGAAACCCAACGAGAUCACCUUUGUCGGGCUCCUAACAGCUUGUAGCCAUGUGGGUCUAGUUAAAGAAGGAUGGGAGUACUUCAAUUCUAUGUAUUCUAAUUAUGGCAUUGUGCCAAGGUUUGAACAUUAUGCUUGUAUGGUUGAUCUCCUUGGGAGAUCAGGACUUCUCAAAGAAGCUUACAAUUUUAUACUGGACAUGCCAUUAAAGGCUGAUGCUUUGGUGUGGAGAACGUUACUUGGGGCAUGCCGAAAGCAUGGGGAAUUAGAGAUAGGAAAAUAUGCGGCUAAGCAUAUGUUAGAGAUCGAGCCGCACGAUCCUUCAGCAUAUGUGCUGCUUUCAAAUCUCUAUGCUGCAACAGGUGAAUGGACGCUUGUUAGUGACAUUAGAAGAAACAUUAGAGAGAAGAAAAUGAUGAAAGAGGCUGGUUGUAGUUGGAUAGAAGUAGAUAAUAGUGUUUAUGCUUUCUAUGUUGGGGAUACAUCAAAUCCAAGAACUAAGGAAAUUUAUGGAAAGUUAGAUGAAUUGGUCUGCAAAAUCAAAUGCAUGGGUUAUGUGCCAGACACAAGCUUUGUUCUUCAUGAUUUGGAAGAGGAACAAAAGGAGAAGUAUGUGAUCCAACAUAGUGAGAAGCUAGCCAUUGCUUUCGGUAUCAUAAGUUCACCCCCAGGAAAACCCAUUCGAGUUUUUAAGAAUUUACGACUGUGUGGGGACUGCCAUAAUGCAAUUAAAUAUAUUUCAGUUGUUGCGAAUCGUGAAAUUAUUGUUCGGGACACAAAUCGCUUCCAUCACAUCAAGGAUGGUGUAUGUUCUUGUGGUGAUUAUUGGUAAUAUGCAUGACAAGUUGAUAUAAUGAGGAUUCAUUCUCUCCGAGUUAAGUAUUAAAAGUCAUAUUCAGAUAAUUAGCAAUUUAUGCAUCUGCUACAACCAUCUUAUUGCCAAUAGGAAAAUGAGUAGAACUUAUUACUAGCGAAGAUAGUAUCUUCGGUGAUACAAGAAACAAAUGACAUGAGAGAUUUUUAAAUAUGUCAAAUUAAUUGGGGCCAACAAUGAUGGUCUGGCUCUGUCAAUAAAAUGUAAUAUAAAUGGAUCUUAUAGCAAAAGUUCAGGAUAUCCGCCCAUUUAUUGAAUUGGUUGAGAAGCAUAGGCAACAUGGACCUUAAUGUCAGAUAUUGUUUUCUUGUAAUAAAUCCCCAUGAACAUAAUUUGAAUGGACAGAGUCCCCAAUAUAUAGCAAACACAGAAAUGUAAUUCUGUUGAGGAGGAGAAAUUGCAAGUCUACUUGUUGACAUGGUAAGGCAAUAAUAUUCUCUGGUUCCUAUCAUCUCUGUUCGACCUCGAUAUCUGAAACCAGUAAUUGCAAAUAUCAAAGAACAAACAGGUAUAUUUUCC